GAAAAAGAAAACAACGGAAUUUCAAUUUAAGGUAGGCUUGGCUGGUCUUGUCUACGUUUACGUUUAACGCUAGCUGUAAUUGAUGAAAAGCAGAAAGGAAAAUGGAUCAUGACUAUGAGAAUAGAUUGCUGCGACAACAGAAUGGUUUGAGCACAGUUGGACUUCCAACUAAAGUGCCGUUAUCACCUGGUAAAGCAGCAUCGCCUACAAAAGACAGAUAUGGUGAUAGAUUUAUUCCAAGUAGAGCUGCCACCAAUUGGCAUGUAGGAUUUAACACAAUUGAAGAGAAAAACAAGCAUUCAAAUACAAUGAAGAGACCCAGAGAUAACAAUGUAGAAUCUGGUAAAGACACAUUAGCAUACCAUUGUCUAUUAAAAAAUGAAUUAUUGGGGUCUGGUAUUGACACUAUAAAAGACCCUCAGUCAGAAGACAGACGCAUGGUGACACCACAAAAGGUUCCCAAGAAUUUGUUCCAUUAUCAAGUACAUGCUUACAAGCCUACCAGUACACAGAAUGCUGACUCAUCUCCAUACUCUAUUUCACCUGUUGGAAGCAAAAGUCAAAAGUUAUUGAGAUCUCCAAGGAAGCCGAUAAGGAAAAUCUCAAAAAUACCUUUUAAGGUGCUGGAUGCUCCGGAACUACAAGACGACUUUUACUUGAAUUUAGUUGACUGGUCAUCCACCAAUAUUUUAAGUGUAGGUCUUGGCACAUGUGUCUACUUGUGGAGUGCAUGUACAAGUCAGGUAACUAAAUUGUGUGAUCUGUCAGUUGAUGGAGACACUGUCACUUCUGUGUCCUGGAAUGAAAGGGGAAAUUUAGUUGCCGUGGGCACUAAUAAAGGGUUUGUACAAGUGUGGGAUGCAGGAGCUCAGAAAAAAAUUCAUGUUUUAGAAGGUCAUUCUGCAAGAGUUGGUGCGUUAGCUUGGAACAGUGACAUGUUAUCAUCGGGAAGUAGGGAUCGUGUUAUACUUCAACGAGAUUUACGCAAUUCAAGCCUGAUGGCGGAUAGACGACUUACAGGGCAUCGUCAGGAAGUCUGUGGACUUAAGUGGUCACCAGAUCAUCAACAUUUAGCAUCAGGAGGAAACGAUAAUAGGUUGUUUGUAUGGAACAACUCGAGCGUAACACCAGUCCAGCAGUACACAGAUCAUAUAGCAGCUGUUAAAGCCAUUGCGUGGUCUCCUCACCAGCAUGGCUUACUAGCUUCUGGCGGAGGUACUGCUGACCGCUGCAUAAGGUUUUGGAAUACACUAACAGGCCAGCCAUUACAGACAGUAGACACAGGCUCACAAGUCUGCAACCUGUCCUGGUCUAAGCAUGAUAAUGAAUUGGUCAGUACACACGGUUACUCACAAAAUCAAAUAUUGGUUUGGAAGUAUCCUUCUUUAGUACAAGUAGCCAAGUUAACAGGGCACUCAUACCGUGUGCUCUACCUGGCAAUGUCUCCCGAUGGUGAGGCUAUCGUUACAGGUGCCGGCGAUGAAACGCUACGAUUUUGGAAUGUGUUUAGUAAAUCAAGAUCAACUAAGGAGUCGAAGUCUGUAUUGAACCUUUUAAACCACAUCAGGUAGCUAAUAGACAAGAUAUCCAAUGCUUCAGUGAUAACAGCAAGAGAAUGCUACAAGAUUUCAGUGGUAGCAGCAAAACAUGCUACAAUAUGCUAGAUGCCACAGUGAUAACAACAAAAGCAUUUUACAAAAUGUCAGAUGCCACAGUGAUAACAGUAAAAGCAUGUUACAAGAUGGCAGAUGCCACAGUGCUAGCAGCAAAAGCAUGCUACAAGAUGUCAGAUGCCACAGUCCUAACAGUAAAAGUAUGCUACAAGAUGUCAGAUGCCACAGUGCUAGCAGUAAAAGUAUGCUACAAGAUGUCAGAUGCCACAGUUCUAGCAGCAAAAGCAUGCUACAAGAUGUCAGAUGCCACAGUGCUAGCAGUAAAAGUAUGCUACAAGAUGUCUGAUACCACAGUGCUAGCAGUAAAAGCAUGCUACAAGAUGUCAGAUGCCACAGUCCUAACAGUAAAAGUAUGCUACAAGAUGUCAGAUGCCACAGUGCUAGCAGCAAAAGCAUGCUACAAGAUGUCAGAUGCCACAGUGCUAGCAGUAAAAGUAUGCUACAAGAUGUCUGAUACCACAGUGCUAGCAGCAAAAGCAUGCUACAAGAUGACAGAUAUGCCAGUGAUAACAGAAAAGCAUGCUACUACAAGCUACUUUCCAUUUGCAUGUUACCGUUUAGACUGCAAAAAAUUUAUGCUAAAACAAUUCUACAAUUUUGUACUCCUACAAUCAUGCUGAAAAAACGUUACAUAAAAACAUUCGUUACUCUUAGUAUAUAAAUAUAUAUAAAUUUACAAUGGCUCAAGAUUACGGUAUAAAUAAAGAUAGGUAUAAAAACAAGAUAUAAGUCUAAUGAUGCCCAUUUAAGGCUUUCAUUGUAGAUGGUAAAAGGUAUUUCAAAAACAAUUUGUGGUUAAGUUAUGAAACUGGUAGUACCUGUACAGACUGCUUUAAACCAGCUGGAAAUAGGGAUAGGAACGUGUGGAGUAGAAUGGAUAAAAGCUUUUUUAAUAGAUUGGGUUCUAAUUUAAUGACUCAACUGGGACAAUACUUUAUUGAUGUGAGAUUAUGGCUAUAUGAUUAAUAAUGUUGGUAUAGAAUAUUCGCAGAACUUAUUCACAGAGGAGUUUCAAAAACAGGUUAAUCUACACAAGGAAGGAAGAAUCUGUCUUGCCAUUGCAUCCUCUCUUAAUAAUUCCCUUGCCUUCUCUUCCCCCCUCCCCCCACAUUCCCAUUCCACCUUCACUUUUUCUUUCCUGCGUUACCCUCUCUGUGGGUAAGCCAAAAAUAUGGGAUAUUGAUCAUGUUGUGAGUAACUUGGCAUUUUUAAAAAAAGUUAUUUAAUUUUCACCAAUAUUGUGAACUCUUCAAUGAUUAUAAAAACUUAUAUUUUCUUUAUUAUUGUACUUUUAAAUGAUUACUAUUUUAAUUAUUAAUAUUACAUGUUUCUUUGUUUUUAAUUAAUGAAUGUAUUUCUUGUGCUUUAAAUCUUCAUCCUCUUGAAAACAUAACUACGUUUGCUAAUAUAGAAUCUGUAUGGUAUGAGCCCCUUGUAUGAGUAAUACAUAUGAUAUUAUAUUAUAUUAAUAUAAUAUCAUAUGUAUGAGUAAAACAUAUGAUAUUAUAUUAAUAUGUUAUAUAUACAUUCUGUAUGUUAACCCAUGCUGUAUAAACUAUGUAUGUUCUAGGGGCUCUUUCUAUAACAGUUUGUAUUAACUGUAUUUUAUACUGCAUAUUUGCUGACAAUAUAUUGCAUACCUUUGCAGUAUGAAUUCUAGGCCUAUAUUUAUACUGUAUAGAAAAUGAACUUAACUUUUAUAUACAUGGGAUAUGAAGUUUUAUACAGUAUACGCACUGUAGUGUAUGCAUAUGUGUAGUACUUUACAUAUCAAUACUGCAUUGUAACUUUAUACAGUAUACAGUAUAAAGUGUACUGUUUUAACAUUGUAUGCAUACCAUAUGUGGAUGUUUUAUAUUGUACAGUGUAUACUGUUCAAAUGUAUGUGCACUAUUAUACAGUACAUAAUGUAUGAAUUGUACACACUACGUGAACACUGUAUGCUUACUGCACAUGCCCGUCUUAAAGCUCUGUUCACAUUUUCAUAUUUAACAGUGUGAAUAGAGCUUAACAGUGUUACUACCAGUAUGUACUGUAUAAUGUGUUUACACUGUACAUAUACUGUGCCACAUUCACUUUAUGAUAUGUAUGUAUGGAUUCAGUUCAUGCUGUAUAAAUACUAUGCAUACUCACAUUAAUAGUAUGGAUACUAUACAGCAUAUGAACGCUGACUAUAAACAGGCUUUUGCUUCUAUAUUUUGUAUGGAUAUUGAAUACUGUAUGUGUACUAUGUAAUAUAGGUAUAAUUUAUACUGUAUGAAUCUUGUAUAAAUACUACAAACAUACCAAUUACACGCAGACUGUAAUAAUAUUACGUACAUUUGACAAAUUAUGUGUCGUCUGCAGUCAGUAUAAUUUGUAUUUGAUAUGCAUGUGUAUAAUAUGUAUUUAUAGGAGACUUUUAAUUUGUGUUAAACUUGAAAAAGAUUAUAUUUAAAAUAUAAGUAUAAUCAAGUUGUUUGUGCUCAAAUGACAACUUUAUUAGAAAUGAUAUUAAAGAAGUGGACAGAAUGCGAAA
Molecule: messenger RNA, 4191 nt
Organism: Anneissia japonica
Lineage: Eukaryota; Metazoa; Echinodermata; Crinoidea; Comatulida; Comatulidae
Product: fizzy-related protein homolog
Exons: 13
Coding region: 102-1571 (489 amino acids)
Biological process (GO): positive regulation of ubiquitin protein ligase activity; anaphase-promoting complex-dependent catabolic process; positive regulation of anaphase-promoting complex-dependent catabolic process
Cellular component (GO): anaphase-promoting complex
Molecular function (GO): anaphase-promoting complex binding; protein binding; ubiquitin ligase activator activity
Source: RefSeq, a predicted model, not a curated record